AUGUACCUCAGGUGUCUCACUCAUCUAGAGCCUAGGAGAUGGAACCAGUGGCUAUCCUUGGUAGAGUGGUGGUACAAUACCACCCACCACACAGCCAUACAGAUUACUCCAUUCGAGGCAUUGUAUGGUAUUCCCCUUCCCCAGCUAGCUGUGGGACCCUACCUGCAAACCAGGAUAGCUGCAGUUGGAGACUAUGUCAGGGAAAGGCAGCAAAUAGAUAGCAUGCUGAAGCAGAACUUGAAGACGGGUCAAGAAAUGAUGAAAAAGUAUGCUGAUGAAAGUAGAAGCGAGAGGCAAAGCUCAUUGGCUCUCAGAGGGAACACCAAGCUCACAGCUAAGUACUUUGGCCCCUACAAAGUAGAAGAGAAAAUUAGGAACGUAGCUCACAGACUGCAGUUGCCUACCACCACAAAGGUUCAUCCUGUUUUUCAUGUAUCACUACUCAAAAGGAAAAUAGGAGGCAAGGUCACCCCUACACUCCAGCUGACUAAAAUUGAUGAGAAGAGACGCUGGAAGGUUGAGCCAGUAGCUGUGCUUGACAGAAGAAUAGUGAAAAGAGGAAAUGCUGCUGCAGUACAAUGGUUGAUCCAUUAG
Messenger RNA from Coffea arabica (coffee), 594 nucleotides. The record is from RefSeq and is a predicted model, not a curated record. Lineage: Eukaryota; Viridiplantae; Streptophyta; Magnoliopsida; Gentianales; Rubiaceae.